This is a messenger RNA of Didymosphaeria variabile, 1398 nucleotides long. RefSeq lists its product as uncharacterized. The transcript has 4 exons. The record is from RefSeq and is a predicted model, not a curated record. NCBI's taxonomy places the organism in Eukaryota, Fungi, Ascomycota, Dothideomycetes, Pleosporales, Didymosphaeriaceae. Bases 1 to 1398 code for a protein of 465 amino acids.
AUGACAAGACAAGAUCUGAAGAUUGUUGAAGAGGUCGACAACGUGACGCAGGCUCUUCGUAAAUUACUACGCCCCCCGAAGCACACGAGACAGCAAUCCAAGUCAGUCGAGAUCCCUUGGCGGCUGCGUUUCUACAUCAAGACAUUGGAAGAAAAACGGUAUCUCGAGAGGACCAUUGUCCGGACAGAGAAUGGCUAUUUUGGUAUUACGCGGGACACUGUUAGAAAGGGUGACCUGCUGGUACAAUUCGACAUUGACGAACGUGUGUAUUUCAUUAUAAGACAGGUCAGAACUGAUCUUUUGAACGGCAUCUAUAUCAACAUGCAGCUGCGCUCUAAACGCAAGUUUGGGGCCAUUGCGCCUUCCAACCAAUCGAUCCAGGUCGUUCAACCUUCCAAAAAGAGGAAGACGGGCUCGGCCAAAAAUGGCGGUCGUACAGCUGACGCACAGCAUCCGCGACUUAGUUUGCUUGGAAUGCCAGCAGAGAUCCGUAAUCGCAUCUACCAAUUCGCCACUGAUGACUACGUAGUCGACACUGUGCGAUUCCUCGAUGGAGAUGAAGAUGCCUUCGAUAUCGAUACUUCUCCGCAAAUCUUGAAGCCCCGGGUCACGAAAUACAAGCCAUGGUCGAAGACGAAGCCUGCAAAACCGCAUUACCCAUUCUUCGGCUUGUCGCAGGUCUGUCGACAACUCCGCGCUGAAUAUCGUCCGCUAUGGCUCAGUUCGUCGACCUUUGCGAUCAAAUAUCAAGACCUCGAAGCACUUCUGGGGGCGUUCUUCUCAGAAGAUGCGCGACUAGAUGGUGACAGUCAGGAAGCAGUCGGGCUUGGUCGACUGAUAAUUGACUGGGAGGACCGUCAGAGCGCCCAGCUCCUUCCGAUUCUCCGGUUCGCACACCGCUACCCCAACACAACUGUUGCCUUCUCUCAUGUCCCUACCUGGACUCCGCUCUGGCUGAAGGUCAAGUGUCCAGAUUGUGGUCAUCGAGGAAGUGGAGCCCGGAAGCCCCUCUGCGAGCACAAAUCCGACCGGCUGGAUGACUGGACCGAGGCGUGGCCGGACAUGCAUAACAACUACCUUACCACGGUUCAUGCUCUCCUGAGUCACGACAACGAGGCUUGGAAGUCUGACAUUCGCACCGGCUUCAUCGAGCGCGUGGACCUUCCGGUAUGGCGCGAUUUGAAUCCAUUUGUGGAGAAUAAGCUCGAUCAUCUCUCGAUGGAGCUAACGCUCUCGCGGAAAAACAGUAGCUCGUGGAUGCCCCUGGAAAGGUUUCGCGGCCAUGAGACAUGUCUCUCUCAAGAGGAUUGCGUUGAUGAUUGCGUCUGGGGGGACUACCUCGAAGGGAUCGACUUACCCGCCUUGAAAUACCCUGACACGGUUUAUAUCACUAUGUAG